This is a messenger RNA of Argiope bruennichi, 3825 nucleotides long. RefSeq lists its product as uncharacterized. Gene Ontology annotation, molecular function: GTPase activity; GTP binding. The transcript has 6 exons. Bases 658 to 1290 code for a protein of 210 amino acids. The record is from RefSeq and is a predicted model, not a curated record. Lineage: Eukaryota; Metazoa; Arthropoda; Arachnida; Araneae; Araneidae.
AAUUUAUGUUACCACUCAGUAUACUGAGUAAAUAAAACGUGCUCUGUUUCAUCGGAAGUUAGAUUUCGCAAAUCAGUCGCGAUACCUUGAGUUGCUAAAUGUGUGUGACGCGAUGUAAAAGAGUAAAAAGCACAUUCGACGAUAUUUGACAGUGAACCGCAAAUUCAUGGCAAAGAACAAAAAUCCCACACUAAAACUGCAAAUAAAUAAGAAUCUUCCCGCUUCUCCGCCGUUAUCAUAGCUUUCCUCUGAUUGGUGUAAGGAUCUGUGACGUCAUCUUACUACUGGACGUGAUGUUACAUCGGUGUUUUAUUUUUUCACGUGUUGGUUCAACAAAGUGUAUUUUCUCUGUGGUUUUCAUUUAAUUGCGGGCAUAAUUCAAGGUAGCAAGCUUAUAUAUUGUUCCGUUCUCCACUAGUCUCAGGAUCAUUCUUGUUUGUUUUCUCCUCGCCAGAUUCGCAUGGCUGUCAUCGGAUGCGGAGCGCUUCUUAGAAAUCAACUUUAAGGAAAUCUUUGACAGUGACUUUGUGAAAGUUCAGAAUUUUCGUCGCUCGAUAUUUUAUCGGGCGAAUUGUUAGUUUUGAAGUGAAUUAUUUUUACAACAGUUUUUUUGAAAGAAAUAUAAACUGUGUUAUUUUGAAAUCUACGGUUUUGAAGAUGUUAGCGAAAGUGUGUCUCGUCGGUCCUAAAGGAGUUGGGAAAAGUACGAUGGCGUCCAAAUUCGACAAAGAAGCUUUCUCCAAGCUUAUCAGAGGAGCAGCCAUAGCAAAUUUUAAUGUAGUUAUAGGCAAUUAUAAAGUAGACCUACAGAUCUGGGACACAUGUGGUGAAGACCGUUUCAGGUGUAUGGGUCCCAUAUUUUACAAAGCCACAAAAGCGGCCAUGUGCAUGUUUGACAUUUCAUCCAAGCAAUCAUUUCUAGAUUUGCAGGCUUGGGUUGUGAGUGUUCAACAGAAUGCAAAUGAUGAAUGCAUAUUCGUUGUGUUAGGAAACAAAAAAGAUCUUUCUGACAAAAGGGAGGUGACCGAAAAGGAAGCUAUGAAAUAUGCAGAAUCAAUUGGAGGAACUUAUUUUGAAAUCUGCGCCCUCACCGAAGAAGGCGUGGAUGACGUUUUUAAACAUAUAGCAACUUUAUUAGUGCAUCAGAAAGACUGUUACAACAGCUACCACGCCAAACUAGCGAUAACAUCUAGUGGCAUGGGAUUCUGUGGUUGCACGAUAGAAAGGAAAAACAAGAAAUGGAAAUCGGAUAAAAAUUCAACAUGCUUUCCAUGUUUAUUAUUUCGAUGAUAUACUUAUAACAACUUUUAUUUGACUUAACAAAAAGCAAGUUCAGAAAUCCUGUUGCAAUAAGAUUAGGCCUAUCUAAUAUUAUUCCGAAAAUGACAUUUAGAAAUAAACAAAAGGCUUAACUAAGACUUCUUCUAAAAUAGCAUUUCUUGUAUUUUGUAAUUUUUAAAACCAGAAUCUCCAUUACGCGUAGUUACAAGCGUACAAUUUAGAAGAAGUUUUUAAUUUUCUCUCUGAACUUGAGUUAAUUGUUUAAAGUCAGCUUUUGUUUGAAGAUUGUAAGUGCAAUUAUAUCGUUAGAUGUUCCUUUAGUAAUGAGAGCUUAACAAGUACUUUCAUGUUCAAACAAUUUCUAUGAAAACAAAAGUAUUUUAGAUAAUUUAUCGUGUCAUUUCUUCUUUAUCAUUUCAUAUACUAUUGUAAAUACACUCAGUUGUUACCGUUAUUUAAUUUUUUUGGUAAUUUUCAGCUAGCUCGACAGCAGUCAGUGACAACUUUGGCGCUAGAUUUGAUUUUUUUAUAAUCAGGCAGCCGUCAACUACAUGUAAAAAGUGUUACAACGAUUUUAAGUCAUAAAAUUACAGUUGGUAUAGUAAGAACUUGUUUUGGCUGUUGUGGAACUCGCGGAAAAAUACCAUUUUUUUCAGUGUUGUUUUAUUGAAAGUUCUGUUGGAAAGAAACAAACUAGAUUUAUGUGGGAUAUGGAUUUUCCUUUCAUAAAAGUUGUGAAGCAAAAAUCAGUGGUUUCUUCAUUUUUGGUACAAUGUCUUAGAGAGAACUCAUUUUUCAGUUAUUAAUCUAUCAUUAAAUCCAUAGCCCAUUAUAAUAAACAUCUUUAAAUGUUGAGAAUCAUUUCUAAUGAAGUAUUUCCUAAUAAAAAUUGUUGAUAUAAGUAUUAAGAAGUCAAAGCUGUUAAAUAUACCGAAGAGAAAUGAAUGAGUUGUUUCAUUUGUCUGUGGUUUCGAGCAUGGCCUUGAUUUAAUUUUUCUAGAAUGACAUCGAUUCAUGCUUUUUAAAAUUAAAUUAAAAAGGCUUUAAUUUUAGGAAAUUAUCGUUAUUAUUGUUAUCUUACCAUCAUUCUAUGAAAAAAAAAACCGCCCACAAAUAUAUUGCCUUGUUUAAUUAUACUGUAUUUCUUUACGUUCUAAAAGGUGUUUUUUCAAUACAGAAUAAUAUUUGAUUUCUACUUUCUGAUAAGCAACAUGAAAUGCUAAAUUAUUGUUACUUUAUCUACAGUGUACAAAAAAAAAAAAAAAAACGAUUCCAGUAAUAUGGUAAUAGGUAUCCAUAAUUUGCAGUAAGAAUGUCAAUCAAGGCCAUUCCGAGGGGAUUGCAAAACUUGUGCAGUCAGAGAAGGCGGCGUAAAAAUUAUUAUUAAAAAAGUUUUAGAUCGGUAUGAUUUGCUGUAUAAAUAAUAAAGAACUCAAGAAUGAGCUUUCUGUUACUGAUUUUAAAAUACCAGAGUUUUUAUUUGUGUACUAAUAGAUAACUGGUAACUGCUUCAUCUGCUCGCGAUAUUUGACUGAAUGAGAAUAAUUUUUAUAUAUAUAUAAAGAUAAAAAAUCGUCUAAAUUUUUAAUUUUUUAAAAAUUUAAAUUAAUAAAAUCCUGUAGAAAAGGGAUACAGAUUUGUUUAGACAUGACCCUGUUAGUAUUUGAUUGACUGAAGACUGAUGAUUAACAGAUUACAGUAAUUUUUUCUUCAUCAGAUCAAUCCUUUCAUCAAUAGCACGAUAAAGGCACGGAAAUUUUAAUAUAAAGAUUUCAAACAAAUUAUUAUCAAUUGGAAAAUAUAAAGCUUUAAAGAAAUCUUUUAUUUUAAAGAUCAUGUUUAAUUUUUAGCUUCUUUUAAUUUAAAAUAUGCUAGUUCUAAAGAAUUAAAAAGCAGAAGCAUUUGAAUCAGAGCCCUAAAUAUCUUUAUAUUCAUUAGAAAUAUCUGAAAGCCAUUUUGGAACAGUAAAUCAGAAAUCGCCAUUCAAGAUAUUAAAAGAUCUAUUAAAGUAAUGAUGUAAUACCUUCUAAUGUUUAAAAUUUCUAAGUAAUUCUUAUAUUUCUAAAUUAUCCAAAUAUUCAAAAUAUUUCCACAGAAAUUCAACUGAAUCAUUUAAAACUCUAUGCAUCUUAGCGAAAUCAAAAGUUAGUGUGAUGUGGCUGAAAUGAAUUAUUUCUUUGUACUGUCUAAUUGAUUAAAAACAUAUUUUCACACAAAAAUUAUCCUAUAAAUAAGAUGGAAAAAUAUGUCAUCAAACAAAUGCUAUAAAUAUUAAGGUAGCUUCAAAAAUUUACUUUCUGAUAAAGAGUUCAAUUCCAAGCUUAAAAAUGAUUUGUUAAUCAAGGUCAAUGUACAGACUUCUAAAGUAUGAAAAGAAUGAAGUAAUACAAAAUAAAUUUUACUUUAAUGAUCAUUUCAUUCCAUGUAUAUUGUUAUAUUUUGUUGAAUUGUUUUCAUAUGUUUUAAUAGUUCUUAUAAAUUUUGUUGAUGUUUCUUAUAAAUCAUUGUUAUAGUGUCAUAACUUCUUUGUAAAAGAAAACGAAU